GUGUGUGUGUGUGGGAGGAGAAAGAAAACCAAAGAAAGCAAACUGCACGGUGGGUUGAAGGAUGCUCAGAUAACCACAAACCCUACAGUUUGCACAUAAAGACUUGGCCAGUUGCAUCGGUUUUUAUCACAACAUUACUAUUGUAAUUAAACUUUGUAAGCAUCGUGUAUACUCAAGCAUUCUCAAUGGUAAGCCUUAGCACAGUGUUGCAUGCAAGUGUGUGUGUGUGGUCACAGAGUUGGGUGGGUAUUUAAGUACCUGAGCAAGGUUGGUAUUCCUGACUUGCUUGUGGUUUUUGGUGCAAAUGUGUUACUAUACAUUUAGCCACUACAAUCUUCAUUGACAGUGUGUUAAUUUUGUUUCCAGUGAUUAAAUCAGGCAUACUGUGUUGUGAUUAACUAAGUGGAGCAAAAGAGCAGCAACAGUUAAACAGCUUGCAUGAGAGGGGACUUUAAAACAACGUAUACAACGAACAUGGUUGAAUAAAAACAGACAUUGAUUUAAUUUGCUGAGAAAAAAGUAAAGCCUUUCAUUUAAAGCAGAAAACCAAUAACAAAAGUUAUAGUUACUGAACAGAUUAGGUGAUUAAGAAAACAGACAUAACCUGCAACUGAUGAAAUAGCAGAACGUGACAAUUAAUUACAGGUUUAUCUGUGUAAAUGAUACAAUUGUGCACGCACAAAACCGUAGAAAUAAGCGCGGUCCUGUGGUUUGUGCCAAUGGUUUACAUUUACCUCCUUGAAACUACAUCCCCCAAGCUCCUCUGCUGCGCCUGCGCAAAACACACAAUGGCCCUAGUAGGCGUUGGACCGAAGAUGCAAUGCACUUUAGCAGCAUCAGUACCAACCCAGUUGUGCAAAUAAGACUUUACGAGGAAACGGUUGAAACAACUUUUAAUAAUACUGUGCAGCCCAGAAUUGGUUCGUUGGGCCGGCAAGAUGAGUGAACAGAAGGAAUCCCUUAGGAAGAUCACCACAACCCUAGCCCUGAAGAAUGAAGAAAUUCAAAACUUUGUCUGUUGUCUCAAACAGAGCUUAGAGAACCUGGAGAUGAACUCGAACCGCGUGCAGGAAGACAUGGAGGCGGAGUUCACCUCCCUGCACUCCGUCCUGGAUGAGCUGAAGGAAGGAAUGGUCACGCGUAUAAAACAAGAGAGGGCCAGUCGCACCUACGAACUACAGAAUCAGCUGAGCGCCUGUUCUAAGGCCCUGGAGAGCUCUGAAGACCUCCUGGAGCAGGCCAAUCAGACGCUCUGCUCUGCUGAAACAGAGGAUUUUACCCAGGCGGCCAAAGACAUUAAGGAUAGCGUGACAAUGGCCCCAGCCUUCCGGCUGUCUCUGAAAGCAAAGGCCAGUGACAACAUGAGUCACAUGAUGGUGGAUUUUACCCAAGAAAGGGAGAUGCUACAGGCCAUUAAAUUCCUCCCAGUGCCCGCGACACCCGAGAUCCAGGUGUCAGAGUGCCAGGUGUGUGACAACACGGUAACGGUGCUGUGGACCCUUCCGGAACCGGACACCAAGAUAGACCACUACGUGCUGGAGCACCGGCGCACCAACCACGAGGGGCCCCCCCGCGUCCGGGAAGACUACCCCUGGAUGGUGGUGGAGGGGAUCCGCGAGAUGGAGCACAUCCUCACAGGGCUUCGCUUCGACACUCGCUACAUCACGUUUCGCGUGAAGGCGUGUAACAAGGCCGUGGCAGGGGAGUUCUCUGAACCGGUAACUCUAGAAACACACGCGUUUGUGUUCAAGCUGGACGCCGGCUCGUCCCAUCAGAACCUGCGUGUGGAGGACCUGAGCGUGGAGUGGGACAGCUGCGGGGGCAAGGUCCAGGAGAUCCGCAAGGACAAGAACCGCACCAACUCCCCCAUGCACUCCCCUGCCAGGACCGCCAUGAUGUCACCCAAGAGAGCUCCAUCUGCCAGGGUCGGCAGAGAUAGGUUCACUGCUGAGUCCUACACUGUACUGGGAGACACCAUGAUCGACGCGGGCCAGCAGUACUGGGAGGUCCGCUUCGACAAGGAGAGCAAGGCCUUUGCGGUGGGCGUGGCCCUGCGUAACCUGGGCCGCUUCGACCAGCUGGGCAAGAGCAGCGCGUCCUGGUGCAUCCACCUGAACAACUGGCUGCAGCAGAGCCUGACUGCCAAGCACAACAACAAGGCCCGCACCCUGGACUGCCCCAUCCCCGACCGCAUAGGGGUCUACUGCAACUACGAAGAGGGCGUGUUGUCCUUCUACAACUCCAGAACCAAGCAGCUGAUGCACACCUUCAGAGCCAAGUUCCAGCAACCCGUUAUACCUGCUUUCAUGGUGUGGAACGGCAGUUUCUCAGUGCAAACGGGGUUGCAGGUUCCCAGCGCCGUGCAGAGCGGCCAGAGGAAGAACAGUGGCACCAGCAGCUCCAACGCCAGCCUCACCUAGACCCGCAGUCUUCCCGCCCCGGCCCCAGCCUUAGUCCUGGCCCCAGCCCCAGGCAGAACUGCUGCAGAACCUUCCCCUAAACCCUGGCUGCCUAGCCUUGGAGCGCACCCGGCAUCAGCACCAGCCAUCCACCACUGCUGACCUCCAUCUCCUCCACCUCUCCCUCCCCCUCUACCUCCCCCCUCUCCCUC
This is a messenger RNA of Hypomesus transpacificus, 2611 nucleotides long. RefSeq names its product fibronectin type III and SPRY domain containing 1 (gene fsd1). The coding region runs from base 939 to 2420 and encodes 493 amino acids. The record is from RefSeq and is a predicted model, not a curated record. NCBI's taxonomy places the organism in Eukaryota, Metazoa, Chordata, Actinopteri, Osmeriformes, Osmeridae. Gene Ontology annotation, molecular function: protein binding. The transcript is spliced from 13 exons.